AAGUUCAGUGCGUUGCUCUCCGGGCCGGACGGACGGACGCCUCUGAUUGGUGGGUUGCGGCGGUGACAUCACGCCGCCCGUGACGCGCACGUCUUCCUGUUUCCUUCAGCCUCGUCUUAAAGUGAAUCUUAGUGGCGGAGGAGCGCGCCAGCAUCCAGUCGUCCGCAGCCAGUGCGCCUCGGAGACGCACACGCGCGCACACAGUCGCGCGCUCUCUCUCUCUCUCUCUCUCUCCCCCUCUCUCCCUCUCCCUCUCUAUGUCUCUCACUCUUUCAGUCACAGCAGAGGAUCGAGGGAGAGACCGACGCGCAAGAGCUCUUCUCAUCUUCUAUGUUCUCCCCUUUUGCUUCCUUUCGCGCGCGUCGCCGACUUUAUCCCCGCUCCUCUGAGAAACUGUUUUUUACUCCAGCAUCCCGCGAUCCGCCGAGCGCUCCCUGUGUCCUCGUCCCCUUUUUUCCUUUUUUUUUUUUGUUCCUCCUUCUUCUUCGCCGCAGGAGUUCAGGUUGGCCCCCCUGCUCAUCGAAAAGGGUACUCAGAGGCUUCGAUCCAAGUGGACUGGGUUUGUGGGAUAUGGCCCAAUAGCAACAGCCCGUGAUGCCGGACCAUGACAGCGACUCCCUCCUGAACAGACAGACCAAGCGAAGACGUGUGGACAUUGGUGUUAAGAGAACCGUGGGCAGCACAGCCUCCUCCACAGCAGCAGCCAUAACAGCAACCACUGAUAACAUUGCCCGCGCCAAAGCAGCCAUUUUCAGUGCCAUGAACUCUCUGAGCUCCCACUCUCACCACGGAUCAGACACCGACUCCAUGGAGUGCUCUGUAGUGCAGCCACAUGGUGGGCCUGGCGUUAUUUCAGCCAGCGACAGUGAGUCCAAGUCCAAUGUACUCCGAAAGCUAUUGAAGAGGGCCAACUCAUAUGAGGACGCCAUGAUGCCCUUCCCUGGCACCACCAUUAUCUCUCAGCUUCUCAAGAAUAACAUGGCUAAAAAUGGAGGGGGACCCGAGAGGGGAGAAAGAGGAGACAGGGGCGAUAGGGUGGAAUCAGGCUUCCCUGGAUCACGGCUCUCCAAUGCAAGCUCAGAUGCUCCCCAGGAGGAUGCCUGCAGUAACUCUUCACAGGACAGCACACCUCAAGAGUGCUUGUCACCAUUUGGCCGUCCUCCUGGCCUGGCCACCUUUGACAUUGAACGUCUCAAUGAUGAACACCUGCGUGCCAAGCGAGCCCGCGUAGAGAACAUUAUACGUGGUAUGAGCCAUUCACCCAGCGUUGUGAUACCUGCUGCUUCCCGUCAUGAACGUGACCACGAGAUGGAUGGAGAGCGGGAGAUGGAGCUAGACUGCCCACCUCCUCAGUCUCAGCAGCAGGCCCCCAGCAGCCCACGGGGAGGCGAGGUGUGCAGCAGUAGCAGCCGAGAGAACAAGCGUAAACAGCGUCUGCCUCAACAGCAACAGCAGAGCUUCACCCAGCUGGUGUGCCAGAGGAAGGAGCAGAAGCAGGAGGAGCGCCGGCAACUGAAGCUGCAGUUGGAGGACAUGCAGAAACAGCUACGCCAGCUGCAGGAGAAGUUUUUUCAGAUCUAUGACUCAACAGACGACUCGGAACACACCGACCUCCACAAUGACAUAGGAAACAUGUCUGAGGAAAGCCCAACCAGGUCUGACACUGGUGGUGACGACCGGGGUGGAGAUGACUUGCGCUCUGACAAUGAGAUGUCUGACCUGGACCCGGGCCAUUUCCUGGACAGGGCACGGGCAUUGCUUCAGGAGCAGGCCCUGCUGGCUGACGGAGAAAAGCCACGAAGAGAGGGGCUUGGUCGAAGCAAAGGACAGGGAGGUCCAGGCUCCUCCAUGCAUGCCGAGGGUAAACAGCUGGCAGAAACACUGAAGCAGGAACUCAAUUCAGCCAUGACCCAGGUAGUGGACACAGUGGUUAAGGUGUUUGCCAAACCUCCUCGCCCUACACCCCAGCAGGCCUUCCCCCCACUAUCCAUUCCUCCUGAAAGAUUUCCCACUGCUCUCAAUGGAGACAAUCCCAAUUUCCACACCGCCAACCAGAGGCUGCAGUGCUUUGGUGAUGUCAUCAUUCCCAAUCCACUAGACUCCUUUGCCAGCAUGCCUGGGAUGCCAGGUACCACCAAUGACCAAACCGAGGCAUUGCCAUUAGUCGUGAGGAAGACACCCAGUGAGCACCAGCACCACCACCACCACCACCAGUCUUCAGCUGUGGGUGCCCAUGGCGGUCACCACCACCCUGCCCUUCACCCUUCCUCGCUCUCUGCGUCCAUGGGCUUCAGUCCGCCAUCGUUUAGACACCCCUUUCCACUGCCUCUCAUGGGCUACCCAUUCCAGAGUCACCUCGGCGGACCCACAGGUGGCUAUACAGGCAAGGACCGUUCCUCUCCAGACUCCAUGGACCUGUCCCGGGAGACCACCAGCCUGAGGACCAAGAUGGCAUCGGGUCACCACAUGGGGCAUCACCAUCGCUCUUGUUCACCAGCGCACCCUGGUAGCACAGCCGAGGGUCUCUCCCUGUCCCUCAUCAAGUCUGAGUGCGGUGACCUUCAGGACAUGUCUGACAUCUCACCUUACUCAGGCAGCAAUAUCCAGGAGGGUCUCUCCCCCAAUCAUCUGAAGAAGGCCAAGCUCAUGUUUUUCUACACCCGCUACCCGAGCUCGAAUAUGCUGAAGAUGUUCUUCUCUGAUGUCAAAUUUAACCGCUGCAUAACCUCCCAGCUGAUCAAAUGGUUCAGCAACUUCAGGGAGUUCUACUACAUCCAGAUGGAGAAAUUUGCCCGGCAGUCCAUCAACGACGGAGUCACCGGAGCCGAGGAUAUGAGCGUCAGCCGCGACAGCGAGCUUUUCCGAGCCCUAAACAUGCACUACAACAAGGCCAAUGACUUUGAGGUCCCUGAACGCUUCCUGGAGGUGGCUGAAAUCACACUGAGAGAGUUCUUCAAUGCCAUCGUGGCUGGAAAAGACGUGGACCCAUCCUGGAAGAAGGCCAUCUACAAGGUCAUCUGCAAACUGGACAGCGAGGUCCCAGAGAUCUUCAAGUCCCCCAACUGUCUCCAAGAGCUUCUACACGAGUAAAUUCCUCCUCCUCCUUGCUCGACGCUUUGUGCUUUUUUUUUUCUUUUCUUUUCUCUGAUUUCUUAAAAUUUGAGAAUGAUUUUCUCUUUUGUUUUAUUUCCUUUCCCCAAAAAACUCUACGUUUGAUUUCCAUUUUUUUUUUUUGAAUGUAUGAAAGUUAUGAAGUAGCAUUCCCAAUCUGAAGCCUCUGUGGCAGUUCCUAAAUGACCUAGCUAUUGUGUUGUUGUUCUUAUAUGAUAAUUAUCAUGAUGCUUAUUAUUUGUUUUGUUUUUCUAAGAUUCUGAUGAACUGAAGAGACUCUAAUCUUACUGGGUGUUUUCUGGACUGUGUGAUCCCUCCUCCGUUUAGGCUUGCUAUAUGAUCAACACUAACUAAGUCCUCAGUGCGUGAAAGGACUUCUUGAGUUCCCACUUACAAUACUAAGAGCAUAGGCUGGGUUCCUGAAAGACUUGAUUCAAAGGCACCCAGCAGUGCUCCUGCAAUCCAGUGGGAUGUCCGCACGAACUGUCCCCGCAAAGUGGGGCGCCCAACAGACUGUGCUACUGAAGAUUCCCCUCACAGGACGGUCACACACAUGCACACAAAAACAAGGCCUAGUGAGGUUAUUGACUGGACUUAGACUGGACCCGCGGUACUGGUCUGUACUGGUCAGUGGGACUGUUUUCAAAUAGCUACUGAGCUCUACAAUGUUUUGAAGUUUUCCCAGCAAGUAGGGCAUUGUGUUUAUUGGGUGUACAUUAUUAUUUUGAUUAUUAUUACUGUUGUUUCUGAUUAUUAUUAUUUGUCAUCAUUGCUUGCUGAAGUUUGGCACUUCACAAUCUGUUUGUCCCUUGAUGCCGCUGCAGAAAAAAAAUAAAUUAUUGCUAUUAAUAUUAUUCCACAA
This is a messenger RNA of Scophthalmus maximus (turbot), 3973 nucleotides long. RefSeq names its product prospero homeobox protein 1. The coding region runs from base 595 to 3090 and encodes 831 amino acids. Gene Ontology annotation, molecular function: DNA-binding transcription factor activity, RNA polymerase II-specific; RNA polymerase II cis-regulatory region sequence-specific DNA binding. The record is from RefSeq and is a predicted model, not a curated record. The transcript has 5 exons. Lineage: Eukaryota; Metazoa; Chordata; Actinopteri; Pleuronectiformes; Scophthalmidae. Gene Ontology annotation, cellular component: nucleus. Gene Ontology annotation, biological process: regulation of transcription by RNA polymerase II.